AUGAGAGAGGUGGCAGGGAAGAGGCAGGGAGGAGGGUCGCCGUGUGCGGCGUGCAAGCUGCUGCGCCGGCGGUGUGCUGAGGACUGUGUGUUUGCACCAUACUUUCCGGCUGACCAGCCUCACAAGUUUGCUAGUGUGCAUAAGGUCUUUGGUGCUAGUAAUGUUAACAAGCUCUUGCAGGAACUCCCGGUGCAACACCGGAGUGACGCGGGUGCAACUUUGGUGUAUGAGGCGAAUGCGAGGGUUCGAGAUCCGCUCUAUGGCUGUGUUGGCGCCAUCUCUUCACUGCAACAACAGGUUGAUGCUUUACAAACACAAUUAGCAAUCGCGCAAGCAUAUAGAUAA
This is a messenger RNA of Dioscorea cayenensis subsp. rotundata (Guinea yam), 345 nucleotides long. RefSeq names its product LOB domain-containing protein 4-like. The record is from RefSeq and is a predicted model, not a curated record. NCBI's taxonomy places the organism in Eukaryota, Viridiplantae, Streptophyta, Magnoliopsida, Dioscoreales, Dioscoreaceae.